Penicillium lagena is the source of this 219-nucleotide messenger RNA. RefSeq lists its product as uncharacterized. The transcript has 2 exons. The record is from RefSeq and is a predicted model, not a curated record. The coding region runs from base 1 to 219 and encodes 72 amino acids. Lineage: Eukaryota; Fungi; Ascomycota; Eurotiomycetes; Eurotiales; Aspergillaceae.
AUGUUGGUGAUGCGAUACAUGAUUGCGAAAUGUGGAGCUCCAUAUCGGGCCAACUAUUGCGCUCUGCAGGCGACGACGCGGCCGUUCGGCACGUCAUCGUACCACUCCGAGGCCAAGGCACAGCCGUAUGAGCGGAAUCGAUCGACAGGCGCGAAUGCGGAGGAGCGUGGAGCAGGAUCCCGGGGAGGAGUACACCGUCGCGUCAUUGGCGGAGACUAG